This is a messenger RNA of Chlorocebus sabaeus (green monkey), 3116 nucleotides long. RefSeq names its product intraflagellar transport 81 (gene IFT81). Gene Ontology annotation, biological process: intraciliary transport; cilium assembly. Gene Ontology annotation, cellular component: ciliary basal body; intraciliary transport particle B. Lineage: Eukaryota; Metazoa; Chordata; Mammalia; Primates; Cercopithecidae. The record is from RefSeq and is a predicted model, not a curated record. Gene Ontology annotation, molecular function: tubulin binding.
UUGCCAAGGAGCUCGACUCUAGGAGCCGUCUAGAGCCUGGACGCCUCCUUGGGGGUGGGGAAACGGUUUCGUGAGGAGGAUUUGAGGUAACCUCGCCAACUCGCGGUCGGAAACUCCCCUGAACCCCGAAAUAGGAGAGUAAUCCCGUCCUCUCUCGAUCCCGAUGCAGCACCUCGCAAAUGGAAGGGGUCGUCGCGGUUAAGCCCUCGGAUAAGGGAUCGGGGCCCUGCUGGGAUUCGCGCGGAUCCAGGCCGCUCCCGGGCGGGGUGUACUGUCGAGCGGCCCAGGGCAGCCCCCGCUAGAGGCCCGGUUGGGAGUGGGGUCCCCUGUCCCCUGUCCCGAGCUUGGGGAGGGGGACGCUAUUUCUGGGACUCCCAGGAGGCUGCGGGUCGGCGCUCGUGCCAGCCUGGGACCCGGGCAGCACGGUUUCUGUCCCAAAUUGUGCCAGAGAACACGCACGUCCUGGUUUUCAUUGUUCCCCGCCCCCUGCGACUCGUUUGUGGUUAAAAUUAUAAGACCUAAUUAUGAGUGAUCAAAUUAAAUUCAUUGUGGACAGUCUCAAUAAGGAGCCCUUUAGGAAGAACUAUAAUUUAAUCACGUUUGAUUCCUUGGAGCCAAUGCAACUAUUACAAGUUCUCAGUGAUGUUCUGGCUGAGAUUGACCCAAAGCAACUUGUGGAUUUAAGAGAGGAGAUGCCAGAGCAGACAGCCAAACGAAUGUUGAGCCUUCUUGGUAUUCUUAAAUACAAACCUUCAGGAAAUGCCACAGACAUGACUACUUUUCGUCAGGGUUUGGUGAUUGGAAGUAAACCUGUAAUUUACCCAGUGCUCCACUGGCUUCUUCAGAGGACUAAUGAACUGAAGAAAAGAGCAUAUUUAGCUCGCUUUUUAAUAAAACUUGAGGUACCAAGUGAGUUUCUUCAGGAUGAAACUGUGGCUGACACCAAUAAACAGUAUGAAGAGUUAAUGGAAGCCUUUAAAACUUUGCAUAAAGAAUAUGAGCAGCUCAAAGCAUCUGGAUUUUCUACAGCAGAAAUAAGAAAGGAUAUCAGUGCAAUGGAAGAAGAAAAGGAUCAGCUCAUUAAGAGAGUUGAACAUCUGAAGAAAAGGGUGGAGACAGCUCAGAAUUAUCAAUGGAUGCUUAAAAUAGCAAGGCAACUUCGAGUUGAAAAAGAGAGAGAAGAAUAUCUUGCACAACAGAAACAGGAACAAAAGAAUCAGCUAUUUCAUGCAGUGCAAAGAUUGCAAAGAGUACAAAACCAGCUGAAAAGCAUGCGCCAAGCUGCAGCAGAUGCAAAACCUGAAAGUUUAAUGAAGAGGCUAGAGGAGGAGAUAAAAUUUAAUUUAUAUAUGGUAACUGAAAAAUUUCCUAAAGAAUUAGAAAAUAAGAAAAAGGAAUUACAUUUUUUACAAAAAGUAGUUUCAGAGCCAGCAAUGGGCCAUUCUGAUCUUCUUGAACUUGAAUCUAAAAUAAAUGAAAUAAACACAGAAAUUAACCAGCUGAUUGAAAAGAAAAUGAUGAGAAAUGAGCCCAUUGAAGGCAAACUCUCACUGUAUAGGCAACAGGCAUCUAUCAUUUCCCGUAAAAAAGAAGCCAAAGCUGAAGAACUUCAGGAGGCCAAGGAGAAGUUAGCCAGCCUAGAGAGAGAAGCAUCAGUAAAGAGAAAUCAGACCCGUGAAUUCGAUGGUACUGAAGUUUUAAAGGGAGAUGAGUUCAAACGAUAUGUCAGUAAACUUCGAAGCAAGAGUAUAGUUUUCAAAAAGAAACAUCAGAUAAUAGCUGAACUUAAAGCUGAAUUCGGUCUUUUGCAGAGGACUGAAGAACUUCUUAAGCAACGUCAUGAAAAUAUUCAACAACAACUGCAAACUAUGGAGGAGAAAAAGGGUAUAUCCGGAUAUAGUUACACCCAGGAAGAGCUAGAAAGAGUAUCUGCACUGAAGAGUGAAGUUGAUGAAAUGAAAGGACGAACAUUGGAUGAUAUGUCUGAAAUGGUGAAAAAACUGAAUUCACUGGUAUCUGAAAAGAAGUCAGCUCUUGCCUCAGUUAUAAAAGAGCUACGACAGUUGCGUCAAAAAUGUCAAGAACUGACCCAGGAGUGUGAUGAAAAGAAAUCCCAGUAUGAUAGCUGUGCAGCAGGCCUCGAAAGCAAUCGGUCCAAAUUAGAACAGGAAGUUAGAAGACUCCGUGAAGAAUGUCUUCAAGAAGAAAGUAGAUACCAUUAUACAAAUUGUAUGAUUAAGAACCUAGAAGUUCAACUUCGUCGUGCUACUGAUGAGAUGAAGGCAUAUAUCUCUUCUGAUCAACAAGAAAAAAGAAAGGCAAUUAGGGAACAGUAUACCAAAAAUAUUGCUGAACAAGAAAACCUUGGAAAGAAACUUCGGGAAAAACAAAAAGUUGUACGAGAAAGUCAUGGUCCAAAUAUGAAACAAGCAAAAAUGUGGCGUGAUUUGCAACAAUUAAUGGAAUGUAAGAAACAGUGCUUUCUGAAACAACAAAGCCAAACUUCCAUUGGUCAGGUAAUUCAGGAGGGAGGAGAGGACCGGCUAAUACUGUGAAUUGUGUUAUCGUUUGGAGUUUUACUUCAUACCACUAGCUAUAAGCCUAAUCUCAUAAUGUAUUUCUUUUCUGAAACCGAUUUGUAUAGCGUUUUGUUUUCAGAUUAGCCAUUCUUUAUUAAGUUUUUGUAGAAAAUAAUGUUAAGGUAGAUUUAGUCUUAAUGUUUUUUCAUAUGAAAAAGAGGCUUUUAUUAUUUUCCGUAGUUUAGACAUCACUGGCAUCUUCUGAGUUUUAUGAGACAGGAAACUAAGUUUACUAUCUGUAAAUGUAAACAUAUGUCCAUUGAGAAACAUGUAGUUUUUUUUUAGGAUGUAAUAACCCAAUGGCUUACUGUUUUUCUUAAUCUUUUUUUAAAAAACUUUAGAAGAAUCUUUUAGGAAUUAGUAUCUCUUGUUUUGAAGAAAUGUUUAUCUGAAGUUCAGCAGUUCGUACAGUUUCACUUCAGUUUAUUUUUCUUCUGUAAAAUGCAAGAAAAUUUAAUAUUUUGACUAACAUGUUCUGUUUGUAUAAUUUAAAGGCAAAUAAACUUGGUACAUAUUUUAUGUCUAUUUAAAAAAUGU